AUGAAUGAGAACUCUUCGUCAUCACAUCAAAGCGGAGGACUCUGGCAAUCGGCUUUUAGAAAAUUAGAGGUUUUUAAAUCACAGUUUAAUAACCUGUAUUCCUCUCUUCUGGGUUCAAAAGAUAACGACCCUUCUUCCGUCCCCGAAUCCGCUGAGGCAGAUUUUAUUGAUAUCAACCCUUUUAAUAGAAACUUCUUUUUUAUACUCUAUUGCCUUACAACUCUAGGAUUGCUAUUUUUUAGUUGCAUUGUUAAAGGAAGUGUGCAGUCGAAUAAGAAAAUGGAAAUGGGAAUAGAUGUGUUAUUGUUCUUAGUGUCUGUGGCAGGGCCUAUUAUGUACGGAAUGUGGAUAUUGAUGAAUGAAUAUAAUGACAACGGAAUAGAAAAUGUGAUAAAAAAUAAUUGGAAUAUUGUUGGUAGUAUGAUACCAAUAAUCAUCGGAAUUUUGAAUGGGAAAGUGACUAGAAGAUACAGAAUUAUGAUGGCAGGGCUGGGCAUCAUAAUGAUAUAUGUGCAGAAAAUCGUUCAAGAAAAGAUACACAAAGGGCAACUGCUUACACUCAUAAUUGGAAAUGCAGUGAUGAUUUCAGUUUACUUAAUUAAACUAGUUAAUGAAGGAUUUGAGGAUGAAUAUGAGAUCGUUAUAUGCAUUGUUCCUAUUGUAAUUGCAAUUGGGCUAAUAGUUAUAGACAUGCUAGAGGAAAAAAAAGAAGGAAGUGAAGUAAAUUCAGAAAUGAAGAAUAUAGUAUGUGUAAUGUCUUGGAUAGUUGGAACAAUUGGAUGGUAUCUGGGGCCAUCUGCUUGA
This is a messenger RNA of Encephalitozoon romaleae SJ-2008, 804 nucleotides long. RefSeq lists its product as hypothetical. The transcript has a single exon. Lineage: Eukaryota; Fungi; Microsporidia; Unikaryonidae. The record is from RefSeq and is a predicted model, not a curated record. Bases 1 to 804 code for a protein of 267 amino acids.